This is a messenger RNA of Mesoplodon densirostris (Blainville's beaked whale), 4563 nucleotides long. It is a transcript of the gene CENPU, whose product is annotated as centromere protein U. The transcript is spliced from 13 exons. Bases 50 to 1285 code for a protein of 411 amino acids. The record is from RefSeq and is a predicted model, not a curated record. NCBI's taxonomy places the organism in Eukaryota, Metazoa, Chordata, Mammalia, Artiodactyla, Ziphiidae. Gene Ontology annotation, cellular component: nucleus.
UUGGCGGGAACUUAGGGAGCUGCGCCGGCGCGGUGAGCGGUGUGCUGAGAUGGCCCCGCCGCGGCGAGUGCGGCGCUCGGGUACGAGAUAUUCAAAGAACACUGUAGGAAGAACACAUUCCACGAAAGAUGAAGCUGGCCAAAAGCACAAGCCUACCGAUGUAUUUGAUUUUCCUGAUAAUUCUGGGAUCUCAAGCAUCGGCAGGCUGGGUGAAAAUGAGAAAGAUGAAGAACCCUAUGAAACCUUUGACCCUCCUUUACACAGCACUGCUAUAUAUGCUGAUGAGGAAGAAUUCUCCGAGCACUGCGGGUCAUCUCUCCCCUCAACUCCUCAAGGAAAGGAAGCAAAAAGAAGUUCGGACACUUCUGACGUUGAAGCAAGUGAAAAUGAGUCUGUAAAAAUUAGUGCAAAAAAGCCAGGAAGAAAACUCAAGCCCAUUAGUGAUGAAUCUGAAAGCACUGAAGAAAGUGAUGUAACGAGAAAAGUUAAACCAGCAGAGAACAUAAGUACACAACAUGAAGCUGUUUCAGCUACAGCAUCUUCAGAACCUUCAGAGAAACCAGCUGAAUUGGUCACGCUUAAAAAGGUGGGACCCCUUGGUGCCAAGCCCUCUGUUGAAGAAGAGACCCUGGAAACAGAAAGUCAGCUGAAAGCUCAGAAAAAGAAGAUGUUUCGUGGCAAAAGGAAGAAACCAAGAAGUGAAGCCACAGACUUGGAUACUUCCGACUGUGUACCUAUUUGGUGUUUAAAAGAAAAGAAAACCAGUGACAUCAUGGAGUUAGAUGUCGUUUUGUCUGCAUUUGAGAACAUCCUCCUAGAGUAUACACAAAAAACAGACUCUAGAAUUUGUAAGGAAGCCAUCAACAAAUUUCAUUCUAAUUUGAAAGAAGAACUCAUCAAAAUGCUUAAAGAAGUCCAGAUGUUGAAAACUCUGAGAAGGAAGAACACUAAGAUGAUCUCAGAUAUCGAAAAGAAAAGGCAACAUCUGAUUGAAGUCCAGGAUGAACUGCUUCGGUUAGAGCCAGAGCUGAGACAACUACAAGUGAAGUAUGAUGAACUUAAGGAGAGAAGAGCUUCCCUUAUGAAUGCAGCAUAUUUCUUGUCUGAUUUAAAACAGCUUCAUCAAGAUUAUUCAGAUAUUCAAGAGAAAGAACCAAAUGUAAAGGAAACGUAUGAUUCAUCCAGCCUUCCAGCUCUGCUAUUCAAAGCAAGACCCCUUUUGGGAGCUGAAAACCAUCUGCAAAAUAUCAACUGUCAAUUAGAGAAGCUCCUUGACCAGAAAUGAGGCCAGUCUACUAAAGUGUGCACGUAUAAAGAUUAGUCUCAUGCUACUACUGCCUGUUACCUUCUGAAACUGUAUGUAUUUUUCCACAAAGGAGAAGGGGGAAAAAACCCCAAACUUUAUUACUAUUAAUUUGAAUUGAAUAUUUCUUUUGUUAUGUUAUAGCAACAUUCUCAGGUACAUUUAAAAAAAGUAAACUUGUCUAAUUGUUCAGGCUGGUUGUAUGGUCUUGUCAUCAGAAUUUAAUAUUACUUUGUCAUUAAAAUUAAAUGGCAAGGUAUAGUAGUUUUAGAGGCCAUAGUUAAUUUUUCUGAUUAAUGUCAAGUAGUGAGUUUCAAAAUGUUUUAAAAUGUUGACACCUAAUCAGACUUAGACAUACAAAAGUUUUACUGUAAAAAUAAACAUGCAAAGUUAAGCCGAUACGAACAAAGACUAAUAACUUUGGUUAAUCAAAUAAGGAGACUUAUACUGAAUUUAAGCACAUUGGAGCUAAUUUUCAAUAAAACUGGUUUACUUCAAUAAAUAAGAUUUGGAAGCAAAGUAAUAAAACUUAGCUGAUACAACAGGCUUUAUAAGUUACUAUGGUUUAGUUCAAUAAAUAAGAUUUGGAAGCAAAGUAAUAAAACUUAGCUGAUACAACAGGCUUUAUAAGUUACUAGUUUGUUAUUAAAUCUGUUUUCAAGCAAAUUACAGCCUAGUUAGGUAAGUGUCCAUAAUUAGCUACUCUUGUAAUACAUCUAUAAUUAGUUCAUCAGGAAUUUCAUCAAUUCCAUUAUAACCGAGAAGACUGUUCUCUGCAGCUUCUGCCAAUUCAGCAUCUUCUGUAGCCUCCAAAAUAUAAGCAUCAUCAAUGCCAUUAUCCCAGUCAGCAUCACAAAAUGUACCUUUUGACGAUGCACUACAUGAUGGUUCAUGAGGAUUCUUGGUUUCAUUGUUCCUUGUUUGAUCCGUUGUAAACUCCUCUUCCUUUAGUUCCAAAGGGGAGGGAGAGUAGAGGAAGAAAAUCCUGCUUAUUCAGACAGAAUGUAUGAUUUCACCCGAUAGUUCAUCUCUACUGAAUUAAAGUAUUCAGUUCAACAGAUAUUAAAAUGAAAACACUGGAUGAUACGGUCUCCAAUACAGUCACCAUGGGAAUGGGCUCACUACUGCUGCCUUUGUGGCACAAUACCUGCAGUUCCUGUGGUACAUUCUUUUCAAUGUACACAGAUGGGGCUACAGCAAAGGUAAGACUGAUUUUUUUAAAAAGAGGAUAGUCUAGCUGAAGAAACUGGUUUUAAAAUGUAUCUGCUAUCUUAACAUAUUUCUCUAUCUUUAAAGUAUUUUAAAAAUUAACAUGGGGCUUCCCUGGUGGCGCAGUGGUUGAGAGUCCGCUUGCCAAUGCAGGGGACACGGGUUCGUGCCCCGGUCUGGGAAGAUCCCACAUGCCGCGGAGCGGCUGGGCCCGUGAGCCAUGGCCGCUGAGCCUGCGCUCUGCAACGGGAGAGGCCACAACAGUGAGAGGCCCGCGUAACCCAAAAAAAAAAAAAAUUAACAUGGAUUGAAAAAAGUUAUGAAGAACAGUUUUGAGACAACUGUCAAAGUAUGAUGUGGAUUUGUAUAUUAAAUAAUAUUGUAUCAACAUGAAAUUUCCUGAAUUUAAUAAUUUCACUAUAGGUAUAUAAGAAUGUUCUUUCUCUCUUGUAUGUAGCUGGAGAAUAAGAAGGAUUUUGAUGUCUGCAACUUAUUCUGAAGAGAUUUGUUACGAACUGAAUGUUUAUGUACCCCCAUCCCCAAAUUCAUGAGGCUGAAAUCCUAACCCUCAAUGUGAUGGUAUUAGGAGGUGAGGUCUUUGGCAGGUGAUUAGAUCAUGAGGGCAGAACCCUCAUGAAUGGGAUUAGUGCCUCCUUAUAAAAGACCACAGUGCUCUGUGACCCCUUCUACCAGGGAAGGACAGUGAGAAGACAGCUCUCAAUGACCCAGAAGCUGACUUGAGUCUGCCAGCACCUUGAUCUUGGACUGACCAGCCUCCAGAAAUGAGAGAAAUUUGUUGUUUUUAAGUCACUCAGUCUAAGGUACUCUGUUAUAGCAGCCUGAAAUGCCUAGACAAGAUUCAUCAAAAAUGAUGAUGCGUAAUGUGUACAGUAGAGGGAGAAAAAAGUGUGGCCCAAUGUUUAACAAGUCUAGAGGAAGGGCAUACAGGAUGGUUCCUUGUUCUGCUGCAACAUUUUUGUAGGUUGAACCUUCUUUUAAAACCAGAUGAAGCAGAAAUGACAAAAUAUUAACUGUUAAAACUAAGUGAUAGGUUUAUACUGUUCUUAUUUUAAAUAAAAAGACAAAAUAAAUUAAAUCCAAGCAGUGGUAAUACUGUACACCAAAAAUACUUUCACCUUGGCAUUUCUGAGGUAUUACUGGAUAGGCAGGAAAAUAAAUCAGUUUUAGAAACCCACUGAAACCACAAACAUGCAUCAAAAUAACACUCCAAAUGAAAAAGGAUAAAAUAUUCUUCCUUAGAGGCACAAUUUAAAUCUUUUUUCUUGGUUAUCUCUUUAGUUCACCAGAGAAUCUGGCUAUCAGCUAUUUUAUAUCCAGCUCCUACAGAUCAAGAAUGAGAUUUCUACCAUUUCAGAAUGAAUUUUUUCAGGAGACUUUUAAAAAUCAAAUUUAAUAGGUACCAAUCAAAUUGUAAACUCAAACACUAAUUCAGCUUGUAGCAAGUAACUUUCAUUCUAACCGUAACACUGUAAACAAAAAGGCUGAUAGAUGUGAGGAAAAAAACACUAAAGUCUAGAAAAUAACAUAAGCGUGCUCAAUGAAAAGUUCUUGUAAAAUAUUAAUAAGACCCCAUAUAAAAGUAGAGGGCAGUUAUAGGCAAUCCAUAAUAGAAACACAUAGUAAAUCUGAUGAAAGUUAAACUGCAUUAAUAAGUGUAAAUUAAAACACCCGAAAUACCACUUUAUGCCUACCAGGUUGGUAGAGAUCAAAAGGCAAAAACAAGCAAUGUUGGCAAGUGUAGGGUAAUAGGUACUCCCAUAAACUGAAAUCUAAUUCCCUAUCAUUUUUUGGAGAGCAAUUGGUAGUAUGUAUGGAAAAUAUCUGUGAUAGUUUAAGUAGGAAAAAAAGCCUACAAUAUAGUACAUACACUAUGACUAAAAAAACAUGAGGGUACACAGACAGGUAACAAAUUCUGGAAGAUACCACAACAUUUACAUCAGUUAUCUGCGUGGUCAAAUUAUAAGUGACGAUGCUUUUUUCCUUUUGUGCUUUAUGUAUUUUCUAAUGUUUGUCUACAAUGAAUGUGAAUU